Molecule: messenger RNA, 1215 nt
Organism: Sycon ciliatum
Lineage: Eukaryota; Metazoa; Porifera; Calcarea; Leucosolenida; Sycettidae
Product: E3 ubiquitin-protein ligase TRIM56-like
Exons: 1
Coding region: 1-1215 (404 amino acids)
Molecular function (GO): ubiquitin protein ligase activity; zinc ion binding
Source: RefSeq, a predicted model, not a curated record
AUGGCGUCGAGUUUAGAGUGCUCCUCGUGCGGCUUAGUAUUGAAUGUGCACUACAAACUCCUCCUGUGUUUGCAUUCUGUUUGCGCUGGCUGUGUGUCGCAACUUAUUCGGGCAGAAGACAACAGCAUCGAGUGUCCCCUGUGCCAAGUUAUCACUCCCUCGCCGGGCCAGGGGAAAAGCCACUUCCACACUCUACCCACGUGCAGACCUUCGUUAGCAGGAGCUGCAGCUGCUAGCGGAAAUGAUUCUGGGCAGCAAGAUUUGGUGGAAGAUGAACAAACCACGUGUGAUUGUUGUAUAGAAGACACCGUAGCUACUAGCGUGUGCUUAGACUGUUCUCAGGACCUGUGCGAGGACCAUGCUGCUUCCCACAUCAAGAAGAGAAAGUAUGCAACUCAUCGUGUUGUGUUUGCGAGCAGGGGAGAUGAAAGCAGUGAAGUCGCUUCAGCACCAGCAGCAACAGCAGGUUCUGGCAGUGUACGGAGCAGCCACUGUCCAGUGCACCUGACCCAACACGUCACACACUACUGCGGGCAAUGUGACGAUGUAGCCUGCAGUUUGUGCUUAAUGUUUUCUGCCCACACUGAACACAGCGAAGCGCUCACCUCAAUACAACAAGCAGGCAAGGAGAGCAGAGAGAAGAUGCAGAAGCAGUGCAGUGAAUCCAUCCAUGGAAACUGCCGUUCAAUCGUCACGAAGAACCUGGAAGCACUGGAAGCCACAAAGCACGGUAUCAAGGAUCAAGCAGCUGAGCUUUCAAAACAAAUAACCGACGAAAUCGCAAGGAAGAUCGAGCUGCUCAAGAAGCAGGAGGCCAAACUGCUCGAUGAUGUCGAUCAGCUUCAAUGGCAGAUGUGUCUUCCCAUUGAAGAGCACAGAUAUGCUCUAUCUGAAUACGUAACGGUGCUAGAUCAGCUUCUGUCGAUUGCUGUCAGUUGUGAUGGAGACUAUGAUGCAGUGCGUGUUGCACCAUGGGUGAUGCGCAAAGCUGAAGAGAUGGCAUCCACCGCUACUCACACUACUGAAGAUAUAAUGAAUGUGAGCAAUUGGUGCGAGCUUUCGUGCAUCAACCUCACAGACCAAGUGACUGGUGAAGAUAUAAGUAAGAUUGGAUCUGUGUUUGAUGCUGGCGAUGUAGACCUACUAAGGCUACAUGCUGAAGAGAUGGCAUCCACCGCUAGUGACACUAGUGAAGAUAAUGAAUAUGAGCAAUAG